Messenger RNA from Acanthoscelides obtectus, 960 nucleotides. The record is from the annotation of a GenBank genome assembly. NCBI's taxonomy places the organism in Eukaryota, Metazoa, Arthropoda, Insecta, Coleoptera, Chrysomelidae.
AUGCCCACGGAUAACGAUCCCCCUGAUGGAGGAUUAACAAACCAGGACUUCUCUCCCACUGGGGAAGGUAGCAAUAAUGAAGUAGAAAAUCGUCAAGAAGACAUCCUUAACACAAGGAUUGCAACUCACACUACGACAGAUAAGUGCAACGUUUUCAGUUUACAAAAACCUGAGCAAUAUUCAGAUUCGAUCUAUGUAUUUGUUGAGAAAAUAAUUACUCAAAAUAUUGGUGUCGAAAUAGUCUUUACUGUCACCGACGAACUACUAGAAGUUAUCCCGCUCAAAGAUACAAUGGCCAGAGAAGAUAUUUUUGAUGCUGUAGAAUACACAAUGAAUGACAUGGGUAUACUACUCAAAAGUUUGCGUAGUGUUGUUACUGAUGGAGCGCCAGCAAUGUUAUCGGAAGCACAAGGUUUUACUGGGCGAAUGAAAAUAAAAGUACGCGACGCUGGGCUACCUCCGAUAUCAUCGAUACGCUGCAUAUUACAUCAGGAACAACUAUGUACAAAAACCUUCCGUAAUUUCAAAUCUAUUAUGGAUGUAGUAAUAAUAUGUGUCAAUUUCUACAGAAAGCAAGGCCUCAACCACGGCAGUUUGAAGAAUGAAAUGCAGCAAAAUAGUAACUGCGCCAUUUGCAGUUAUCCGUUGGCGCGCGGCAAUUGCAGGAUCGUGGGGAAGAAAGGAAUUAGUACACUGAUCACACAGAGCAAACGCGUGGAAGACAAAAAAUGGUUGGAUUGGGAAAAAAAGGAAAAACUGGACUGCCAUGAGAAGUGUAGACUUUCAUACUCGGUCAGUGGAACGUAUACUCAGCAUUUUGCGUUGAAUGCACCAAAUAACAAUGUCGUAGCUGCAAGCGAUGAGGUUCCUGAUUUCCAUUACGCGGAUAAUUGCUUCAUUUGUGGUUUGAGUAUAAUAAAAGAUGCGAAAACAAAAAUCUGUACAGUCACACAAAAAUAG